AAUGCGCGUUUCCUAAUGAUUGUCACGAACCGAGGACUGAAUUCUAUUUUCGGUGAUUGGGCAAUACAGUGGUGUCAUUGUUGGCCAUCGAAAACUCUCGUAGCUGUGCUGCUUGCAGAAUUAUGGGGGAAGCUUCAUCCAUCCUCUGAGGAAUCAGCCCCCACCUUUUGUCACCUGUUUCCAGGGAGUACCGCGUCGUUUGCAUCCCAGUUCAGUCGCGCUUUAACUUCCUUCGACAACGAACGUUCUCGAGUUCCUCCAGUCAGCAGUCGGUGUAUCAUCAUCAAUACGAUGAAACCUGCACUCUUCUUCAUUGUUGCUAUCGUUUGCCUUGAGAUGGGCAAUACUCUCAAGUGCUACAAAUGCAAUGAUCCACCAAGCAAAGCCUGCGGUUUUAGGAGCUUCGACAAAAAUGGUUUAGGAGUCAAAAUAGAUGAGUGUGAACCGGAAGCCAAAUGCAUCCGGACCGUCACCUUCCAACCGGAAGAUGGCAAAGCAAACGAAACGUCUCGAGGCUGCUUUGUGCAUGAGACAGAUUUACAUGGUUAUUCGCAGACACAGGGCGUACAGUCAGAAGUCCUCUACUGCGAAACCGAUCUCUGCAAUGGAGCAGAUUCCAUCGCCGAAACUCUGAUAUCAUUUUUGGUCAUCAUUACAAUUUUGGUGAUCGCAAGUCACGAUUAAUAGCUUUCAACCGAAGCUUUCACGAAACAUGUAGAAAUGAUUUCAUCAUUUUCUACAGGUAGUCUUUAUUAGAAACAUCGCGAUGUCACUGUAACCAUUAAUGUUACUAUAACCAUUAAUGUCAAUAUAACCAAUAAAGCGUAUGGAUCAGUCAACUAACCUCACUUGGAAUUUUUGAAAUCGAAAUUCUUUGACACAGUUUGAUUGAUUAAAAAAAGGCUCUGUCACCUUAUGCAAAAUGAUAGCAAAAAUCGACUGACAGAGCCUUUAUUUAAUCGGUCGAACUGUGUCAAAGAAUUUCGAUUUCGAAAUUUGCAACUAUCUCCCUCGCAUUCAUGGUUACGAUAUACCGACUGAUCCAUCCUCUUAAUGUCAAUAUAACCAAUAAUGUUACUAUAACCAUUGAUGUCAUUACAACCAUUAAUGUCACUACAGUCAUUAAUGCACUAUACAACCACUAAACUGCCACUUUUCGAAAGUGUUUUCUCCAUGAAAAACACAAUCGAAUAUAAUUCGUUAAAUAAAUGUCGAAAAAUUGUGAAAAAAAAACACAAUACAAUAUAAUUCAUUAAAUAAAUGUCGAAAAAAUGUGAAAAAAAACACAAUACAAUAUAAUCCAUUAAAUAAAUGUCGAAUAAAUGUGAAAAAAACACGAUCGAAUAUGUAAUUCGUUAAAUAAAUGUCAAAAAAAUGUAACUCAAAUGAAUAAAGAGAACAAAUAUGACAGUAUUACAACGAAAA
Molecule: messenger RNA, 1425 nt
Organism: Venturia canescens
Lineage: Eukaryota; Metazoa; Arthropoda; Insecta; Hymenoptera; Ichneumonidae
Exons: 4
Coding region: 16-684 (222 amino acids)
Biological process (GO): positive regulation of voltage-gated potassium channel activity; regulation of synaptic transmission, cholinergic; sleep
Source: RefSeq, a predicted model, not a curated record